Molecule: messenger RNA, 1347 nt
Organism: Neogale vison (American mink)
Lineage: Eukaryota; Metazoa; Chordata; Mammalia; Carnivora; Mustelidae
Product: killer cell lectin-like receptor 2
Exons: 7
Coding region: 242-1105 (287 amino acids)
Source: RefSeq, a predicted model, not a curated record
UGUUAUUUUGCAAAGUGUAUGAAGUGGUUGGUUAGCUGAAAUGGAGGAAGAUGCACCUCAACAGCAGCCUUUGCAUACAGUUUCCUUUCAGCACUUUGGUCAAGAGGAGGGGCAGUAAAUUUCUGAGUAGGAGUACCCUUCAGAGAUGAUCUUUGUUAUCUGAGUGUCCUACUAGUGCCACUGAUAAGGAAGAGAUACUGCGGAAAGAAAGAUUCUAGGAAGUUCCCUUCUUACUGUAGAUAUGAGCAAUCAGCAAGUGAUUUAUUCCACCCUGAGAUUUCUUCAGUCUCCUUCAGAGUCACCAAAUAGAUUGAGGCCAGAUGGGAAUCAAAAGUCUGGGAACACUGAUGGCAAAGGGUUUUCAGUGCCCUGGUAUCUCAUUGCAGUAAUUCUUGGGAUCCUGUGUUUACUACUAUUGGCGGCUGUUGCUGUGUUGGGGACAAAGAUUUUUCAGUAUACUCAAGAAAACCGUCGGCAGAGGGAAAUGAUAGGAAACCUGACUCAAGAGCACCACAUUUUGCAAAAUGACAGCUACUUAAAGAAACUUUUGACAUAUAAGACUUUAGAAUAUAACCUUCUCAAAAAUGAAUUGCUUCAGCAAAAAAAGGAACGGGAUUUACUCUUUACAAAUAGGACAUGUCAGAGAGAAAAUAAAGGCAAAUUCUAUGGAAACUGCUGGUCCUGUUAUGGAAUAAAGUGUUAUUAUUUUAUUCCUGAAAGUAAAAACUGGAACAGAUGUAAACAGACUUGCCAAAGUUAUAAUUCAUCCCUUUUGAAGAUAAAUGAUGAAGAUGAACUGGCCUUUAUUCAAUCCCAAACUUAUAGGAAUAACUACUGGAUUGGAUUAUCAUAUGAUGAUAGAGAACAAAAAUGGAAAUGGAUUAACAUUGGCCCACCUUUUGGGAUUAACUAUACAUUCAUGAGUUCUUCUGGAAGAGGACAAUGUGCAUUUUUAAGCUCAACAAGAACAGCAACUAUUGAGUGCUCUAAGACCUACAAUUGUAUCUGUGAGGAGAGAAUUCAUGAUGUUUUCUCUGCCUAUUUCGAUAGAUACAAGAAAAGGUGCACUAGAACCUGUCAUUUGUUUGUUUGUUUGUUUCUGUGAUAAUUUGUGAAUACUUACAUACUAAUGUUUUUGCUAGUAAGACUUAGUUUACUGGGGAAACAGAGAUGAGUAGGAAAAGGAAGGAAAUGUUCUUUUGGACUAUGAUUUAAGAGAUUAGAUGCCAUCUGUCUUCUUGAGGGAGAGUGCAUGCUUUUUAUCUUUGGAGAGGUUUCCCCUCUCUUUAAUGGCCCUGAGAAAUUCCCUUUCUCUUUCCCUAAACCAUCCAUAGAACCACUUAGACA